This is a messenger RNA of Trichomycterus rosablanca, 4155 nucleotides long. Its product is annotated as vitellogenin-like. The transcript has 27 exons. Gene Ontology annotation, biological process: lipid transport; cellular response to estrogen stimulus; response to estradiol. Gene Ontology annotation, molecular function: lipid carrier activity. Bases 16 to 4095 code for a protein of 1359 amino acids. The record is from RefSeq and is a predicted model, not a curated record. NCBI's taxonomy places the organism in Eukaryota, Metazoa, Chordata, Actinopteri, Siluriformes, Trichomycteridae.
CACAAACCAUCAGCUAUGAGAGCUGUUGUGCUUGCCUUGACUCUGGCCCUUGUGGCAAGUCACCAGAUCAAUCUUGUUCCAGAGUUUGCUGCUGGUAAGACCUUUGUGUACAAGUAUGAGGGUCUGCUCCUGGGCGGUCUGCCUCAAGAGGGUCUGGCCAAAGCUGGUAUAAAAGUUAGCAGCAAAGUUCUCAUUAGUGCCAUAGCCCAGAAUACCUUCCUCCUAAAGCUCUCGGACACUCAGCUCUUUGAGUACACAGGCAUCUGGCCACAAGAUUCUUUUAAUCCUGCUGCAAAGCUCACCUCCGCACUAAAUGCUCAGCUUGCGAUUCCCAUUAAAUUUGAGUAUGCUAACGGUGUGGUAGGCAAAGUUUUUGCCCCCGCUGGAGUAUCUGCUACUGUCCUGAAUCUGCACAGAGGUAUCCUCAACCUCCUUCAGCUCAACCUUAAGACAACCCAGAAUGUCUAUGAGCUUCAUGAGGAUGGACUUCACGGAGUUUGCAAGACCCACUACCUGAUCAGUGAGGAUGUGAAGACUCAUCAGAUAAUUGUGAAAAAAUCCAAAGACCUGAACCACUGCCAUGAGAGAAGAAUUAAGGAUAUUGGUUUAGCGCACAGCGAGACCUGUGUUGAAUGCCAGCAGAGAGUUAAGAGUCUGACUGGAACUGCAACAUUUAACUACAUCAUAAAGCCCACCGAUGCUGGUGCACUGGUUUCUGAGGCUACAGCUGAAGAGAUCCAUCAGUUUUCACUUUUUAAUACCAUCACAGGAGCCGCUCAAAUGAAAACCAGGCAAAUGUUGACCUUGCUGGAGGUUCAGAACUCCCCUAUUGCUCCUCUUGCUGGUGAAUAUUCGGUCCGUGGAUCCCUGAAGUAUGAAUUUGGUACUGAGGUUCUCCAAACACCUAUUCAGCUUCUCAAGAUCAACAAUGCUCAAGCUCAGAUUAUGGAGGUCUUGCAGCAUCUGGUUGCAAACAAUGCAGUCAUGGUUCAUGAAGAUGCUCCACUGAAGUUUGUUCAGCUUGUUCAGCUUAUGCGUUUUGCCACUUUGGAGAACAUUGAGGCCAUUUGGGCAUUGCACAAGACCAAACCUGUUCACAGACGCUGGAUUAUAGAUGCACUUCCAGUUGUGGGUACACCAGUAGCUUUGAGAUUCAUUAAGGAGAAAUUCCAGGCUGAUGAGCUGAGCAUCCCUGAACUUACUCAAUCUCUUCUGGUUGGUAUGCACAUGGCCACUGCUGAUCCAGAUGCCAUUCGCAUAAUUGCUAAUAUGGCUGUGAGCCCUAAAGUUAGGGCCAUUCCAGUACUGCGUGAGGUGAUCAUGCUUGGCUAUGGUUCCCUGAUUGCCAAGCACUGUGCUGAAGUUCAUACAUGUUCUGCAGAACAUCUGAAGACUAUUCAUGAGAUCGCUGCUGAGGCCAUUUCUAAGGUUGAUAUUCCUGAAAUCACACUGGCUCUUAAGGCUCUUGGCAAUGCUGGCCAUCCUGCCAGUCUCAAACCCAUCAUGAAACUCUUGCCUGGAUUUGGAAACGCUGCUGCCUCUAUUCCCAUGAGAGUUCAAGUUGAUGCCAUCUUGGCCCUUAGGAGCAUCGCUAAGAAGGAGCCAAAGUUGGUUCAGCCACUGGCACUGCAGCUUUUUAUGGAUAAGGAUCUUCACCCUGAAUUGCGUAUGGUUUCCUGUAUUGUGCUGUUUGAGACAAAGCCAUCAGCGGCUCUUCUGUCCACUGUUGCUGGCGCUUUGGAGAAAGAGCAAAACAUGCAUGUUGUCAGCUUUGCUUAUUCUCACAUCAAGUCUCUCACCAGAAGCAUGGCUCCUGAUCUUAUGCAUGUGGCUGCUGCAGCUAAUGUUGCUAUCAGAAUGCUGAGCCCCAAAAUGGAGAGACUGAGCUAUCUCCUCAGCAGAGCCCAAUAUUUUGAUCUCUAUAUCUCUCCUCUUAUGGUUGGUGUUGCUGGUAGUGCUUUUAUGAUCAAUGAUGCUGCCACUAUCAUACCCAGAGCUGUAGUGACUAAAGCACGUGCCUACCUUGCUGGAGCAGCUGCUGACCUUCUUGAGGUUGGUGUGAGGACUGAGGGACUCCAGGAAGCUCUACGGAAAACUCCAGCUGCAGAACAAAAUGUUGAUCGCAUUACUAAGAUACAGCAUACCCUUAAAGCACUGAUGGACUGGAAGGCUAUGCCAAACAACCAACCUCUGGCUUCCCUUUAUGUCAAAGUUCUUGGACAGGAAGUUGCUUUUGCCAACAUUGACAAAACAUUUAUUGACCAAGUCAUCAUUGAACAUGCAGCACAGCUUUCUAUUGGACAACGUGCUCGUGAACUGCUGAAGGAUACUGUUAAGGCAUUGCAGACUGGCAUUGCAAUACAGUAUGCCAAGCCCCUGCUAGCAGCUGAGGUGCGCCGCAUCAUUCCUACUUCUGUUGGUUUGCCAGUAGAGCUUGGUUUUUACUCUGCUGCUGUUGCUGCUGCAGCAAUCAAUGUUCAGGCAGCUAUUGCACCUCUACCUGAGCAUCCAGAAACUGCUACUUAUGAUCAGUGGAUGAAGACUGAUAUUCAAUUGCACGCUGAGGCCAAACCAAGUGUUGCCAUGCAGACCUUUGCAGUGAUUGGAGUAAAUACUGCCUUGAUCCAAGCUGCUGUUAUGGCCAGAGGAAAAGUACACACUGUUGUGCCAGGAAAAGUGGCCUUAAGAGCAGAUCUUCCUCAAGGCAAUAUCAAACUGGAGGUUUUGCCUGUAGCUGCACCUGAUCAUGUUGCUGCUGUCAACUUUGAGACUGUUGCUGUGACCAGAAACAUUGAGGAGCUUCCUUCUGAGAGAGUGGCAUCUCUGGCACCUCAUAUGCCUUCCGAUGCUGUGCAGAGAUUAAUACCUGCUUCAAUUCAAAAGGCUCUGUGUGCUGUUAUUCCAUAUGUGAACAUCAAGGGAUGUCUUGAUAUCAACUCCCGCAGUGCUGGCUUUAUGGAAUUAAAUCCUCUGCACUAUAUUAUCGGACAACACUCAACUCGUAUUUCUGUGGGAAGAGGUGAUGGUCCUGCCCUUGAAAGACUGGAGCUUGAGGUCCAGAUUGGUCCUAAAGCAGCUGAGAAACUUGUUGAAGAAAUUAGUGCUGUCAACACUGAGACUAAAGAAGAAAAGACCAUACUUCUGAAACUAAGAGAAAUCCUAGAAGCUGGCUUAAGGAACAUAAACAUCAGCUCUUCCUCCAGCAGCAGCAGCAGCAAGAGUGCAAGCAGCAGCAGGAGUGGAAGCAGCAGCAGAAGUGGAAGCAGCAGCAGGAGUGGAAGGAGCAGUAGAAGUGGCAGCAGCAGCAGGAGUGCCAGCAGUUCUAUUAGUUCUUCCAGUGCUCGCACAUCUAUGAAAAGUAAGACAUAUGUUCCAUUCCAGAAAUUCCACAGGGAUCAGUACUUGUUACCACAGGUAAUGUCAAAAGCCAGCAGUGCAUCCAGCACUGAGGCUAUCUAUAAACAGGCUAGGGUACUUGGAGAUAAUAUUCCACCUGCUUUUGCCAUCAUUGCUCGUGCUGUUAGAGCUGACCGCAAGAUGGGAUUCCACUUGGCUGCUUAUUUGGACAAGCCCACUUCAAGAGUACAGUUGGUGUUUUCUUCCAUUGCUGAGAAUGACAAAUUAAAAAUGUGUGCUGAUGCUUUACUACCAAGCCAGCAUAAAGUUACUGCCAGAGUUGCCUUUGGUGAACAGUGCCAGGAAUAUUCUGCAACAAUCAUGGCUGAGACUGGUCUUCAUGAGUCAAAACCUGCUGCCCGUUUCAAAUUAGGAUGGGACAAACUGCCAAGAAUCCUAACCGUUGUUACUCCAUAUAUUAAGAGUGUGUCUGAAUACAUCCCUAAGGUUGCCCCACUGGCUAGAAUUGGAGUUGACAGAGCUGAAAACAGUGACAGAAAAAUCGGCCUUAUUCUGGCUCUUCCAAGUCAAAAGUCCCUUAAUGUUAUAUUGAGGGUUCCUAAGAUGACGCUGUCAAAGAUGGAUAUGCCUCUUCCAGUUGCCCUGCCUAUUGAAAAUGAUGGAACCAUUCCAAUGUUCAAAAAUUUGGACAUCCGCGCCCUUGUGGAAAAAUGGCUUAAUCAUAUUUGGAAAAACUGACUAAUGAAAUUAUAAAUGUUAUUUUAUUAAAUAAAACUUUGAGCAUUGAAAAUGGAUAAA